Mesorhabditis belari is the source of this 453-nucleotide messenger RNA. The record is from the annotation of a GenBank genome assembly. Lineage: Eukaryota; Metazoa; Nematoda; Chromadorea; Rhabditida; Rhabditidae.
AUGCUCGAAUCAAUGAGAGUCUUAAUAAGACAACACGCGACUAUUUCUGCUGACCUCCUGAUGCUCAAAUAUCGCCUGAAUAGAAAUUGUGUCGAGAUGAUCGACGAGAAUUUACAUGAGAUCCUCGGAGCCAUGCCCAAUGAUGAGGAAUUUGAAAUGUAUCUGUUGGAAUGGAGAGCCGGAUCGCUUGAUGAGGUCGAGUUUCUCGACUUGUGCUUUUACGAGAAAGAUGAGCCGAAAUUGAAAGAGUUUGGGGAAUUCGAGCGGAUAUUGUCCACUUUUCAAAAGAAAGUCCAGACGCGGGCGAUUGGGUAUUUUGUGAGGAAAAGCGGGGAUUUGGAGGUGAUGAUGAGAAGCGUUGAGGGAAUGAAGAGACGCCUCGUCGGGUGGAGGGAAAUCGACGAGGAGAUUGUCGAAAUUCAAGUGAUUCUUCGGAAAAGAUGGCCACUUAAA